Messenger RNA from Centruroides sculpturatus (bark scorpion), 2889 nucleotides. RefSeq lists its product as uncharacterized. Bases 71 to 2545 code for a protein of 824 amino acids. Lineage: Eukaryota; Metazoa; Arthropoda; Arachnida; Scorpiones; Buthidae. Gene Ontology annotation, biological process: signal transduction. The record is from RefSeq and is a predicted model, not a curated record. The transcript is spliced from 16 exons.
AGUUUAUAUUAAAUUUAAACAAUUUCAGUUAAAAAAUGAAGCCAAUGUUAUUAAAUAUGAGUAUAAAUUUAUGGAGAGAAACGGAUGGCCUGUUCUUAUGAUGCAAGAAAGCUUUUUGACAUUAAUGGAUAUAUUAAUAGGUCAAAGUUUUUGUAUUCAGUAUGAUAAUAAAAUGGGAGUAUCAUAUUCAAAACCACUUCAUAGUGCUAUUCUAUCUCCAACUACAAAUGAAAUGGAUAUCCAGCCCAGUUCAAAUCAAGAUAAUGUAGAUGGUGAUGGUGUAGGAAGAAAACCAUCGUGGAAAUUGGGAAAAAUUGAUUUUAGACAGUUAUCUGUACGAAGAGGAAAAGACUAUCGACGAGGUUUCACUGGAAAGGAACUUGUUGCUAAACCAAUCUUACUCAGCUAUGUUAGAGCUGAAGCAGCACAAUAUGCUCUACAGUUAAAAAAUGAGUUGUGUACUUUGGGAUUCAGUGUAUAUUUGGAUGUUCAUGAAAUAAAAACUGGGAGUGAUUGGCAAGAUGCUUUAAAUUUUGCUGUUAGACAUUGCUAUAUUUUUGUACCAUUAAUUACACCAAUGUAUGGAAAAACACAGUGGACAAACAGAGAGGUAAAAUUGGCAGACACACUUGGAAAAUUAAUAAUUCCAGUAAAUUUUACAGAUCAGUGGCCACCAGAAUGUUUAGCAAUACAGUUUGCAUCUACACAAUAUAUACCAUAUCGUCUACUUGAUAACGAACAUGAAAAAAUUGAAUCUGAAAAAAUUGCAAACAUGAGAUUGUGGGAACCAGAAUUUGUCAAACGAGUAGCAGAUGAAAUUGCACUUCAUUUUCAAAGAGAUCAAGCUUGUAAAAUUUCUGAGAAGAAAAUAUCAACAAGAAUAUAUGAUGCUACUCCAUUGUCAUCAUCUGUGAAAAAUCCACCUAAAGUAGAAAGAUCAGAAGAAGAAAACAGAUUAAUUGUUAUAAGUGUUCAUCCUAAGCAAAGAAUAUUAGCUAAGGAGUUAAAAGCUACAUUUACCAGAUACGGUUAUCAAGUUUGGUGUUCAGUUGAAACCUCUGAUAGUCAUACGAAACCUAUAUCUGAAAGCGAAGGUGGUUUUCAAAAUCCACUGACGCCACGUGAAUUGCCAACUAUUCCAGAAGGAGAAGUAUUCUUCAGUCAGACUGGAGGUGAAUCAUUUGUUUCUAUUGGUGAGAGCAAACAAUUUUCAUCUGUAUUUCGACACGAAGGUACUGAAAUUGCCAGUCACCGACCAUUAUCAAGACUUUUGUCCCAACUUAGUGACAUUAGCCAAGUAUCUUCUCUUACCCCUGAAAAGUUAGAUAGGUUGAAAUUAUUCCAACAGAAAACAGAUCAGGCUGGUGUAGUGAUAGUGGUUGUCUCAGAUUCGUAUACAAAAUCAAAAACAUCACAACAGCAGGUAUUCUAUUGUGAACAUAGAAAAAAAGUUGUAUUGUUGAAAUAUGAUAAUUGCCAAAUACCAGCGUGGUUUACACAGUUAAUGGGAAAUGACAUGAUCACGUAUUUAGGGAAUACUCAAUUUGAAUUAGCAUUAAGAGCUAAAGUCAAAAGAGCACUUAAUCCUGCUUAUUCUGAGACAUCUAAAGAAGCAACAGCAGAAGCCAAAAUGCAAUUUUUGGUUACUUUUAUGAAAAAAAAUUUACCUCAAAUAGACGAAUGUGUUUAUAUUACUGGAAGCAGCAAAUUGCAGAAUCCUCGUUCCGAAGAAAUUUGCAGAGCCAUUGCAAGAGAAUUAGCAAAGGUCAAGAAUAUUGGAGUAGUAACUGGAGGAUUUCUGGGUUCUGCAGAUAUUUUGGCAAAAUCCUUUUAUGAACUAAAAGCAGCAAAUAUGUCAUCUAAUCCUCAAUAUUCUCCAGUUGUUCAUAUUUUACCAACUAAAGACUCUCAAGAUUUUACAUCAAAGGCAAAUCAACAUCCAGAUGGUAGUUUUGAAAUAAUUUCUUAUGGUAAAACUAUGUUCCUGGGAGAUUCUGUAAAAGAAAGAGAAUCAGCAGUGGCACGUCUCUUUGAUACAUGCAUCCUAGUUGAAGGUGGACCGGGUGCUGCUAGAGAAGUAGAAGAAUUUAUUUGGAAUGAUCAUUUUGUCAUUCCAAUCAUAUCUACUGGAUGUGCCGCAGGGGGGCAAUAUGGAGUUCCAGUUAAAAUAUUUGAAAUUCCUCCACCUGUAUCCCCAGAAGAUUGGUCGGUGUUAUCUGAAAAAGAUGCAUCGCCAGAUGAUGUUGCAAAGGCUGUUGUCAAUAUCAUUGUUGCAUUAAAGCGUUCCAUUGCUUCACAUUCAAGAAGCAAUGUUAACACACAAAUUAAUUCCAGUAAAUCAAAAAGAAAAUCAAAAACAUGUAAAGGAAAGGAUAAAGAAAAUGAUCCUAACACAAAGAACUCAAGGUUUUUUCCAAAACAGAAUCUAUCGCCCUCAGUUCCAUCUAGGGAACUUCUAGUUCCUAAUGAUGGGGAAUGUUCACAGAUUGUUAAACCACGUCAUGCCAAAUGGUGGCAAAGGUUCAUUCAUGUUUUUUCAAAGUAAAAUAUUUUAUAUUUAAGCAUAAUAUGCUAAAAAUUGGUAUAUAGUUUUUCAGCUUAUAGGUUAUCAAAACAUUUAUUAUGAUAUUGCAGAAAUUAAGUUAUUUUAUUAUGUUUAUGUUUUAGAUUUUUUUUGUUUUUAGAAAUGUUAUAAUUUAUACUAGCAAAACUGUUGAUGUUUAGUUAUAUGAAAGUUAUGUUAUAAAUGGAUUGCAAUAUACGCAAGACUAGCUGUUACCCACAACUUCGCCUGCAGGGUUUUGCAAGCAAACCCCAUUUAUAUUCAGUAUUUCAACAACCAUAGUAAUUGUUAUAUAACACCUACCACUGAGAAUGUUGAGAAUUGCU